Messenger RNA from Euleptes europaea (tarantolino), 2263 nucleotides. RefSeq names its product FA complementation group G (gene FANCG). Gene Ontology annotation, biological process: interstrand cross-link repair. The coding region runs from base 1 to 2118 and encodes 705 amino acids. Gene Ontology annotation, molecular function: protein binding. The record is from RefSeq and is a predicted model, not a curated record. Gene Ontology annotation, cellular component: Fanconi anaemia nuclear complex. NCBI's taxonomy places the organism in Eukaryota, Metazoa, Chordata, Lepidosauria, Squamata, Sphaerodactylidae. The transcript is spliced from 13 exons.
AUGGCGGCGGCGGCGGGGGGCUGCCUGAGCCUCUGGCGGGAGGAGAACGACGGGCUGGUCCGGCGCUGGCGGAGCCGCCCCUGCAGGGUAGGCGCGGCCUCUGCCCCGAGGAGCGCGCCUGGCGUCGGGGGGCCGGGAGGGUCGCGGGGCUUGGCUGGGCGCUCCUUCCCGCCGGGCCGGGCCGGGCCGGGCGGUGGGGCGGGGGCGGCCCCGCGCAGCAGCAGCCCCGGGCACGCGGAGCUGCCGCGGCGCCCUGACCCCCGACUCUCGUGCGUGCAGGCUGCGGAGGCUUCCGGAUUAGAGACCCGCCGAGCCUUCAGCAAACUGCUGCAGAAGAUCCAAGGGCUCCCAGCGGUGCUUCCUGCUCUGCCGCUGGAGUUGACCAUCCUCUGCAACUCCUUGCUCUUUGAUAUUGGUCUGUCCAGUGAGUCCAGCGAGCAGUUGUUGGCAAGGAUAGACCAUGGGCUCAACAGGGUUCUGGAGGCUCAUGCCGUUUCCGGACAAGGGCUCACCUCAGAGGACCGCUGGCAGAAGGUGCUCCAGCAGGGAGUCCCUGAAGAGCUGCAAGGCCCUCUGCAUCAAUUGGCUGCCCUGCAGGGCUUGCUUUGGUUGGCAGCAAACCACCUGAGAGCUGCGGAAGGCCUCUUUCAACAUCUCUGCAGUGCUGAGGUAGCUGAGCUCCAUUCUGGGCCUGCCUCGCCCCUCAGUCCAGGUCUCCUUUCCCUGCUCCAAGGAUGGCAUCCAUCUGACUUGGGAGAAUCUGACCCCCUCGUGCUGCAGAGAGCCAGGGACUUAAAAGACGUUCUGUGGACUUCUGCUGCUUUCCUGCAAGGCUUUCAGGAACUGGAUGCCGGCAACCCCUCUGCGGCUCUUGCCUUUCUCCAAAAAGCUGCCACCGGGCUGUGUCCAAAGAGAGUCCUGGCCCAGAUCUUCACAUUAAUGGGAUGCUGCAACCUGAAAAUGGGGAAGCCACAGACGGCGGUACAGUGUCUGAAACGAGCUCUGCAGGUGGAUGCCUCCUUCCUCCCUGCCCUCUACCAAGCAGCUUUGUUGUAUCGCCACCUGGGAUUCAUGGAGGCAGAGCUGGAGGCCUUGGCGUUGCUUUAUCAGGCCCUGGAUGGCCCAACACAGACGGCUGCUGAAUCCCUCAGUCCAUCCUCCCUCGUCGGAGUGGAGCUCCUCAUCUGCACGCCACGGCUUCGUACUUGCUUUGGCCGGAACUCUCUGUCAGAAGUGAAGUACCUUCUGGCUCAGAGGUGCCUCCAGGCAGGAAGGGCGAGGGAGGCAGCCGAGCACUACCUGGACCUCUUGGCUCUGUGGCAGGAGGGGCCUCUUCACCAGGGACUUCUGUGUGGCGAACUGGCCUUGCCUAGGAUCCCAGAGGUGUUUCUGGAGGCUGCGUCCGCCCUGGAGGAGACGGCCAGGCACCGAGAUGCCAUUGCCGUCUGUGAGGAGGUGGUCACCCAGACAAGCAAGCUGAUCCCUAAAAGUCUGCGGAUUGACGUAGGCUCGAGCCCCCCAGAGGACAGCCGGGGGCCGCCCGCGUCCUCGCUGACACAGCAGGAGCGGGAGAGACUGCAUUGCGCUCUUUGGCGGGCCGCUGCCUACCUGCUGCAGGGCUGUGCGUGGGCAAGACUAGGAGAAGCCAAGGAAGCCGUUGGCCUCUUGAGCAGGUGCCUUCAUGAUCUCCUGAGGAUCCAGUUUGUAAACACAGGCAGCCACAGCACUGAAGAGGAGCCUGCCCUGUUCGCUCCAUCGGAAGCCAAGGUGCUUCCCCGAAUCAGGCAGCUGGCUCUGACUGUCCGAGGAGCGGAGUUCCUGGAGCUGGGGAGAGACAAAGAAGCCUUGAUGGAUUUCCAGCACAGUUUGCACUUCUGCCCAGAGAGCCCUGCUGCCCACUGGUAUCUGCUGCACACCCUCUGGAAACUGGACAGAAGGCAGGAAGCACUGGCGCAUUGGCAGAAGUUCCGCAUGAACCCUGCGUUGACGGAGGGGGAGGAUGAAAGACCCUGCCCGCAGUACUUGCGUCUGUGUAUGAAGUGGGUGAGGUUUCCUCACACGGAAUCCCUGGCCAAGAACCUGGAGACUUGUUUGGGGGAGAGCAGGCAGGAGGCCUAGCAUUGCUGUGUGACCCUUUCCGGCUUUCCUUUCUGGCAUGUGGACUUCUUCCUGCGGGGCUUUUCUCAGACUCCCUUCGUCAUUGGAAAAUGGGGACACGUCAGUCUGAGGCCAGGGCAUGUAACAUAGGUAGCAUUUUUCCUAA